This is a messenger RNA of Sinocyclocheilus anshuiensis, 1106 nucleotides long. RefSeq names its product motor neuron and pancreas homeobox protein 1-like. Lineage: Eukaryota; Metazoa; Chordata; Actinopteri; Cypriniformes; Cyprinidae. Gene Ontology annotation, biological process: spinal cord motor neuron cell fate specification; central nervous system development; neuron projection morphogenesis. Gene Ontology annotation, molecular function: sequence-specific double-stranded DNA binding; DNA-binding transcription factor activity, RNA polymerase II-specific. The transcript is spliced from 3 exons. The record is from RefSeq and is a predicted model, not a curated record. Gene Ontology annotation, cellular component: nucleus. The coding region runs from base 1 to 957 and encodes 318 amino acids.
AUGGAAAAAUCAAAGAACUUCAGGAUCGACGCCCUUCUGGCUGAAGAACCACAUCGGGGGACCCGAGAAGCAUCACCUGGACUGAGCAGCGACAGCCCGACGGGUAGCCCGGGGUCCUGCAGGCGCGCCGACACUCCGUCCCCCCGCGGGACCCCGGGUGCCAUACACCUCCAAACCGGAAUCAUACCUAAACCAGGGCUGCUCAAUCUUCCACACCAGGGACUCACUUCACUUCCAGGCAUGUACACAACGCCCAUGUACCCUAUUUCAGCUUUGGGAGGUCAGCACCCUGCCUUGGCGUACUCGGGUUUUACGCAGCUGUAUCCGGAGCAGCUGAAGUCAGCGGCAAUGGCCGGAUCUUUACCACUGGAGCACUGGAUACGAGCUGGCAUCAUGGUACCACGAAUGCCCGAUUACACCUCGUCCCCCCAGUCUGGUUUGAUGGGUAAAUGCCGUAGGCCGCGGACAGCAUUCACCAGUCAACAACUACUGGAGCUGGAAAACCAGUUUAAACUUAACAAGUACCUUUCCAGACCCAAACGCUUCGAAGUGGCCUCAUCGCUCAUGCUGACUGAGACACAGGUCAAGAUCUGGUUCCAGAACCGUCGAAUGAAGUGGAAACGGAGUCGUAAGGCUAAAGAACAGGCCGCGCAGGUCGAGGUCAAACGUCAAUGCGGGGGAACCAAAUCGACCAAUGAGAGGCCAGGAAGGGAUGGCCGCAGGGUCAUCGCUCAGAGUGUGGAGGAGCACGAGGAAGAGGACGAUCUUGAGGAGGAGGAUGAGGAAGAUGAGGAAGAAGGGCAACACAAAUUCAUAAACGACAACCUUAAUGUACCACGUUGCACAGACUUUCUGCACCACACGUCUGCAUUAGGAUACCACCCCGACAGCCCGUUCUCUGAGGAUGACAUGGAGGAGGUGGGAGGAAGUGAUAGGAAGAUUGGGGCAGGGUUAUGAAAAGAUAUCCAUAUGGAAACUGAGACUGCAUAACCUCACAGCAGCAUUACAGUCCUGUGCUGUGGUCUGACUAUGGCAACAGUAAAAUUAAAGAAACAAGACUAUAAAAGCCAACCCUUUAGCCACCAAAAGACACAUGAAAAGCCAUC